This is a messenger RNA of Belonocnema kinseyi, 8151 nucleotides long. RefSeq names its product AT-rich interactive domain-containing protein 4B (gene htk). The transcript has 6 exons. Gene Ontology annotation, biological process: regulation of transcription by RNA polymerase II. Gene Ontology annotation, cellular component: nucleus. Lineage: Eukaryota; Metazoa; Arthropoda; Insecta; Hymenoptera; Cynipidae. Gene Ontology annotation, molecular function: transcription cis-regulatory region binding. The record is from RefSeq and is a predicted model, not a curated record. The coding region runs from base 214 to 6420 and encodes 2068 amino acids.
CGGACGGAUGCGUGAACGACGUGUUUUACGCAUACUGCGAAGUGCAGGUUUCUCGAAAAGGUUCCCGUCCGCAAUGCAUUCCUUGGUAUAAUUUAUUGUGUGUAAACGUUGGUGAUUUUUCGAGUCAAAAUUGGCCAGAGGAGGAAGUGGAUGUCUCGAUUGAAGCCUGGAUUUUGGACACUUCGUAUUAUGGAGUCAGUGAAUCGCUAGAAGAUGUUGAGUGUCCAGCGAUCAGGAAGUCACGGAAGUGCGCGGGAAAUGGAUUGGUCAUGGAAAAAUCAUGGAAAAGGAGACGAUCCGCCAUAUCUGUCCGUCGGUACGGAGGUGAGCGCCAAGUACAAGGGUGCCUUCUGCGAAGCUAAAAUCAGGAAGGUCGUUAGAUCCGUGAAGUGUCGUGUCACUUACAAGCAGGGAUUAGGUACGGCUACAGUCACGGAUGAUCAAAUUAAAGGAACAUUAAGAGUAGGUGCUUCCGUAGAUGCCAGGCACAAUGACCGAAAGGAUUUUGUCGAGGCGACGAUCACUAAGAUUCAAGAUUGCAGUCAGUACACAGUUGUUUUCGACGAUGGGGAUAUCACCACGUUGAGAAGAACUGCUCUUUGUUUGAAAAGUGGACGUCACUUUGCGGAGAGUGAAACUUUAGACCAGCUUCCCUUAACGCACCCGGAACACUUUGGGAACCCUGUAAUCGGCGGCAGACGAGGUCGAAGGUCCAGGCAAACUCAAGAUGACAGCAGCGAAGAUGAAGACAGUCCACCGCAUGGUUCCCACGAGUCCCCUCGAGGAGAAGGAAAAGAAGGCUUGGAAGUCGAACCAGAAAUUGGAAGAGUCGUCUGCGUGGAACUUGGUGAUAAAAAGAAAAAAGACAACUGGUUUCCAGGACUGGUGGUCGCACCAACGGCUCAAGAUACCGUGAGAAUUAGAGUCAAAGACGACUACUUGGUUCGUUCUUUCAAAGAUGCGAGAUACUAUACCGUCCCUAAAAAGGAAGCUACCGAAUUUACGAAAGACUUGGUGAACAAGGUAGAAAAUAGCGCUCUGAAGGUUGCCGUCGAAAAAGCGAUGCUUUUUCUCGAAAAGAAUGAGUUGCCUCCCCAUUGGGACAAAGAUUCGCUCUUUGGGAAUUCUGUCUCUAGUGGAAAUAGUGAUUCUGACGGUGACAUUGAUUCCGAUAGUUCCGAUGAUGAGCCGCGAGAGGAAAAAGAUCACUUUGUUGCCCAGCUUUAUAAAUUCAUGGACGAUCGAGGCACGCCGAUUAACAAUUGUCCCAUGAUUGGAGAAGAGGAUAUUGAUCUCUACAGACUUUUCCGAGCUGUUUAUAAACUUGGGGGCUACAACAGAGUGACGAAUCAAAAUCAAUGGAAGGUCAUCACUCGACGUUUGAGUUUCUCGAUGCAAAGCAAUCAAACGACCCACAAUCUCGUGAAGCAGUCCUAUAAAAAGUUCUUACAUUCCUUUGAAGAUUUUUAUAGAAAGUUAGGGUGUACUAUGGUGAAUCAUCCGAGAGGGAGUGUUAGAAAGCAGCGACCGGGUCGGAGUUUGAUAAGGGAUAAGGAUCGAAAUACUCCUGUUCCUCAAGUUAAGUCUGAGAAAGAGGAAGAGGAGAAGGAGAAGAAAUUCGAGGAGGAGAAAAAGGAAAAGCGAGAGAUUAAGAAAGAAGUUAAGGAAGUGAAAGAGGAAGAACCGGCCAAGCCAGCGAGGAAGAAAGAAAAGGAAAAGGAAAAAGAGAAGGCACUAGAAAAGGAGAAAGAGAGAGAGAGGGAGCGUGAGAAAGAAAAGGAGCGGGAAAGAGAAAAGGAAAGGGAGAGGGAAAGGGAGAAAGAGCGAGAGAAGGAGAGGGAGAAAGAAAAGGAAAAAGAGAAGGAGAAGGAACGAGAGAGGGAGAAAGAAAAGGAGAAAGAGAAGGAAGAAUCGGAAAGUAUAAGCGGACAAGAAAGUGAUGUUAAUGUCGAAGAAGAGGAAUCUUCAAGUAGCGAAAAUUCGAAAAAGACUUCAAGGUAUUCCGGUUUGAAUAGAGCGAAAGCAAAAGAGGAGAAGAAAGCUAAAGAGGAGAAGAAGAAGGUUCUCGAAAAGAGGAAAGUUGAGAAGAAGCAGGAGAAGAAGGAGGAAAAGCCAGAGAAGAAAGAGGAAGAUACUACAAAGACCCGGUCCAAAUCCAAAGAUGAUGCGACGAAAGUUAAACAGAAUGCUGACGUUCGAGAGACGCCCUCCAGAGAGCCAGAAAAGAAAGCUUUUUCAAAACAACGACGCUUGACAGAGGAAGAAAUGAAGAAGAGGGGUCGAAAACGAAAAGAUACAGAUGGUGAGAAAUCGCGAGCUGAUGAACAGUCAGUGGAUUACGCGCCUUCUUAUAAAGGUCCUGUCGAAUUAGGAGACAGACUCAAGGUUUAUUAUGGACCAAAUCACGAGUCGAAGGUUACCUAUGAGGCGAAGGUCAUCGACAUGGAAAAGGACGGUACCGAACCAAGCUACCUUGUUCACUACACUGGCUGGAAUACGAGAUACGAUGAGUGGAUUACCCCUUCUCGAAUCGCCCAGAAUUUCACUCAAACUCCGGGAAGAGUGAAGAGGCCGAAAAUUACUCCUCGUCCGCAAACUCCCGGCGCAUCUUCUUCUGGGAGUGGGAAAUCUAUGAAGACUGGACCCCUGACUCCUGGAUCUCAGACUCGAAGAAGAGCUCAAAGCGUCGCACCCUCGGCAGGAAAUCCAAACUUGAUGAAAGAAAAGAGGGAAGAUAAGGAAAAGGACAAGGAAGGAUUGAAUAGAUCAACAACUCCACUUCUUGGAGCGAGAACUAAAAGUCCGGCUACUCCAGCGACUGGGAGGUUGAGUAGAGCGACGAGAAAUGCCGAGAGUGUAAUUGAAUUGAGGAGAAGGACGAGGAGAAUGUCGGGCCAUACGGAUGUUACAGCAGCUUCUGAGAGCGAGGAGACGGAUUCUUAUGAGUCUGAUGCUACUGAGCCUGAGCCGGAGCAGAGAGGAAGAUCCAAGGAGAAGGAGGAGGGAAAUCGAAGAGAGGCGAAACGAAGGGCCGAGACGAAGAUUAAAUUGGAGGCGAGUGAAGGUGAGGAUGAGAAAGAGGCUGUGGAGGAACCAAGGAGAGGAAAAAGAUUGAGGAGAAACUUGGGAAAGAUUCCUCCGGAGAUUAAAUCUGAGCCUGAGAGCGAUGAGGAACAACCGAAAGGUCGAGAUUUUGACUUGAAUCAGAUUAGGUCUGAAUUGAAGGGAUUUGAUAAGGCUGUAAAACUGGAAAUGUUGAGGGUUGAACCCGAACCGGAGGAGGAGGUGAAACCUGUGGAGAAGGAGAUUCCGGAGAAAGUGAUUGUGAUGUCGCCAAAAGUAGAGAAGGUGGAGAAAGUGGAAAAGGUGGAGAAGAUUGAAAAAGUGGAGAAGAUUGAAAAGGUGGAGAAGGUUGAGAAAGUGGAGAAGAUUGACAAAGUGGAGAAGGUUGUUGAAAAAGUAGAGAAGAUUGUUGAGAAAAUGGAGAAGAAACCGGAACCAGCCAAGGUGGAGAAAAAACUGGAACCGGUCAAGGUGGAGCCAGUCGUGGAUGUCAAACCUCCGGUUGAGAAUACGGAGGAUAUUUACGAGUUUAAGGAACCGGAGCCGUUUGAAUUUGAGGUAAGAAACAAGUCAGGUGACAAGGACAAACUGAAACGUCGUGUUUUCGAAGACCCCGUGAAGAGUAGUCCCAAGAAAAAGCAAAAGACAUCUCUAUCUCCCAAGGAAACAAAACCAGAAGUCGAGAAUACGGAAAUCAGGAAGAAGGUCAUAAGGAAGACAUUCGCUAAAAAACUUGAGGAACCCGAAGAAGGUGUUUCCACCAGCAGACCCUUGAUUCAGUCCUCCUGGAAGUGUGAGGAAGCCUUCGACAAACUCUGCGAGAGUCCCGCUUACAAUCAACCCAAGCCGCCACAAGUCGAGGAUUCAAGUAGGCACACUACUAACAUAGAUCUCCUCUUUACUGAUUUACCAGAUGACGAUGGUGUCGACGACCCAGAGGAUCGUCUCAUCAUAUCAGAAACGGAGACUCCCGAUUGCGAGCAAGAAAAUAUAUUCUCCUAUCAACAAGACAUAUUUCCACCCACUGAUAUUGAUAUGGAUUUCAAGGAUGACAAGAAGCCCAAAACGCAGAUCCAGAUAGAAGAACCACAACCUCCCCCUCCAGUUAUUAUCGAACCUAGACCCAUUCCUAUAGAACCAAAGCCAACUCUUAGUUUGAUCAAACCAAUUCCAACCCCCAAGGUUAUGGAACCAAAACUUGCAGAGACAAAACCACUUGAUUUCCCUCCUCUGUUGCCACCCGCGCCGACUGUUCCUGUGCCUAUCAGCGCAAGACUGCCGGUGACUUCUUCCAUAGAAGAAAAGUUAUCAGCCGCUGCAGCCUUUAGGAACAAAGUCAAGGAGACGAAAAAGGACGAUGAUGGGGAAAGUUCGAAAAAAUUAGGACACUUUAAAGAGAAGGAGAUGAGAAAAGAACUCGCAUCAUUAAGGAGAAAUAAGGAGGACACCAAAGCGAAGAUUGAAGCAGAAUCGAAAAAGAUUCCCGAGGAACCAGUUACGAAACCAAUCAUAAAACCAGAUGCAGAGGUUCUGGAAGAAAAGGCAAGAUCUCCUCUUAUUGUCACGAAAGUAAAGGAUGAAGUGAAAAAAAUAGAGAAGAGAAUUGAGAUUGAAAAUGCAUCUCAGAAACUAGAUCUUCGAAAGUUCACGGAGCAGAAGCCGCAAGAGAGACUAGAAGAUAAGUGGAAGAAGAGCGAAGAGAAGAUAUUCCCGGAAGAAGAUCGGAAGCCAGUUGAGGUAGAGAAGCAGAAGCCUGCAAUUAAUCUAGAAUUUGCUGAUUCCACAGAUAGCAGUGAUUCAGAACGAAGGUUGAUUAUCGAUAAUGAGGUCGAAUUCAGUGAGGAAAAGCCCUUGAAGUUUGAAGUUAAAUUGAACUUGGAAAAAGACUUGAUAAUUAAACCGAGCCUGGAGAGAGAUUCUGUUCUUAAAACGCAGGAGAAAAGUUUAAUUAAACUGAACCAGGAAAGAACUUCCGCUGUGAAAUUGAAUCAGGAGAAAACGCCGAUUAAACUUAACCAGGAAAGAGUUUCGGCUCUUAAAAACGUCGAAAGAAGUGCCCCUCCUAAAAUAAACCCAGAGAAAGUUUCGGCGCUCAAGAGCUUCGAGAGGUCUUCCCUUAAAAUAAGUUCAGAGAGAGGAUCGAGUCUAAAACAGAACCUGGAGAGAAAUUUGACCCUGAAGAUGAAUCUAGCUGCAGUUCCGGAGAUUGAAAGAAAUUUGAAAGAACUCACCGCGGAGGAAGGUAAACCUCUAAUUCAGAACCAGGUUCGUCUUCAACAGGCUGGACUUCAGUGCAAAUUCGCCAGAGUUGACGAGGACGGUGACAAUUUGAAUUCGCUUCUCUGCGAAGAAGAAAUUCCGGGUUCACCGACUCCAGGCGUCGAGACUAUCGAGCAGCAAGUGCCAGGACCUUCACACGUGACUCCAAAGACGAAGAUGGCAGAAACUUCGAUAGUUUUGAUGGAAUUGCCAUUCGCGAGUGCUCCGACUUCGAGUCCCACUGCUUGCAGUACAAUUUCCACCUCGACUAUGCCUUUGUCCCAAAGUAGUAGUGCAAUGGUUCCAGUUCCUCUGGCGGUUCAACAUGGUCCAAUUCCGGUGAGACAGGAACAACAUCCGGCUGCGCUACAAAGACAGGAGAGUAACGAGGCAGCUCCUGUGAUGGAUAACACGCCACCAACUACACCUGAUUCGACUAUAUCGAAUAUCUGCGAGUCUCCGAGGGAGGUGGGCACUGCGGGUUCGAGUCCAAUGUCGGAGGAUAGUUCCAAGCUGAAUAGAGACACGUCUGAGGUGGAGAUUGAUAGUAAGAUGGCUGGAUUGAGUGAGGAUGACGCGUCGUUGUUGAACUCGGAAGGAAAUGGAUCUGAUGGGCCGUUGAAGCAUUCACUGAAGAGGGCGAUCGAGGAAUCGGGAUCAAAGAAGAGGAAAAGAAAUAGGAGUCACGUUGAGAGUGGUGGAAAUAAUUCGGGGAAAAAGUCACCAAGACAGAGUGGAAGAAGUAGCAGACAUGGAGCCGGAAGUGAUAGCGAUGAUACGAGUGAAGGGUCGAACCAAUGCAGCAGUGGAAACUCGAUUUCGACGGGUCAUGGUCAUGUUAAUAUGACGGAACUUAGUAGCUAUUCAUCGAGAUCGCCAAGGCCUACAAAGUACAACUUCUAUGUAGAAUUAGAUCCAGAGUGGGAUGGAAGUCAAAGAAUAGCUGUUUUGCAACAGAAACUUAGCGAGCUAAGGAAAACUUAUAACUCACUGAAAGUUGAACUGGCAGGAAUCGACAGGCGCCGAAAAAAAUUAAAGCGACGGGAACGAGAAGCAUUGAAAGCCGCCAAAGCAGAGAUGCAACAAGCCUGUUCGUGAUGAGAAUAUUCGAGUCAUCGACGAUAAAAAAUGUCUCAUGUACAGAACAACUUCCAGCAUUUGAAUAUAUUAUGGUAACGAUGUGAUUUGUGCAAACGCCUAGAUUUUAAUCAAGCGAACUUUGAUGUAUUCAUUAUCUAAUUGUAGUCAGUAAUACGGCAGCUUAGAUAAGUUUCUCCAUCACUUAGGAACAGUUUGUAGAUAUAAUCUCAGUGCAUAGCAUGAAAUAUGUAAUUUUACAUGCGUACGUAAAUGAAUUUUUACGUACAUUCAACGUCAUAAUCAGUGCCCUUGAAUGCAAAGUGUGCCAAAUUGAGAAACUUGAUUAUUUAUUUUAUUUUGUUUUUGCUUGUACACUCAAGAAAAUUUGUUAAUUUUUGCAAAAUCUAGUUUUUUCCCGUGGCAUGAAAAUUCCAUUGGAAUGUUAAUUUUGCAAGUAAGAAUUGGGAAAAUUUAUUAUAUUAUUUUGUUUUAGGAAAACUAUUAGGUGAAUUAAUAGAACCGGUGCAUUUGAGGGUUUAACAAUUCGUAUCGUUUUUCGACGUGAAGCGCAAAAUUAAAUGACGAAAAAAUUAUUUUCGUCAAAGGCGCAUUUAUAAGGCUGAAAGGAUUUUACGAUAAAUGUGCUCAGAUUUCUGAUAUUGCAGCCUUUCGAUUUGAACGAGGAGUCGUGUGCAAAGCAGGAAAGGAACUUCUUCAGUUUCAAAAGACUUUUUUAGUUGAUGCAGAUUAACGACUGGUUGUAGAUGAGCUCAACCUCUAUGUUAUAAAAUAGAACUUUUAUGUUAGUCAUUUGUAAAAAGAUGUUGUCGCGUACGCUGGAAUAUUUGAAUCUAAAAUUAAAAUCGAUUAUCGAGUUGUGUAGGUAAUAUUUAGAUUGUUAUUUAUUGUAAGGUAAUUUAUUAAUAUAUUAAAACUUAAUUUACUAAUAAUAUUAUUCCAGGAAACAAAAAACUGACAUUUGCACUUGACUCCUCGAUUAUAAUUAGUGAUUUCCUGUAUCAGGAAUAAAACUUUCUAAGGCUCUUUGAUUGGCAAUUUUUAAAGGAAGUCGAAAUUUUCAAAGCUAAAAUUCUGCAGAUUAGAGCAGUUUUAAUAAUUGAGAAUAACUAUUAGUAAUUGAGAAGUCACUUUCUAUUGGAUCACGUUUUCGAAAGAGUACAUUUUUUUCUUAAGCGCAUUUUGUCUUUUUUUUUUGAAAAUGAUUUUUAACUUCAUUUAUGAAAGAUUUUAAUGCGAUCUUUAAUUUUUUUAUAGGCUCGAAAUGUUCACUUAUUUCAACAAAAAUGAACAAAUUUUUCAAGUCAAUGACAAUACAGGAAGGUUCUUUUCUGUAAGAGAAUGUAAAUGUCAAACUUUCGAAGGGCCUUUAGUGGGAGAACCAGACUUUUUAUUUUGCGCACGUCCAAGUGUACACAGAGAUAUAAAAAUCAGAUAAAUAUUUAAAGUUUCUAUAUGUCUGUGAUCAUUGUUAUAUUAAGACUUUGUAAUCAUUCAAACAUUUUGAUUUUUUUUUAAAUGGUUCAUCGUGUAGGUAUUUGCAAUAGCAUGGUUAAGAAAUCAUUAAAAUAUACUUUCAUAUUCGAUAGAAAAAGUUAUUUACAUUUUCAUACGCAUAUGUUUCACGUACAAAAAGAAUAAUUGAACUAACUGUUGCGCUACCUAAACGUUUCACAAUUUGUUUUUAAAAAAAUUAUGGAAUGAAUGUUGUAAAUAUAACAUUACGAAUAA